AUGUCUCAACCAUCUGCCAACAACAACAAUAACGAAAAUACCUAUUCCAAAGUGUUUCUUGUAGGAGCGACUGGAAUCGUAGGUCAACAUGUUACCAAAGCUUUAUUGAAACAUCAUCCUCAUACUCAGGUCAAACUAUUGAUUCGUAAAGAAAGUGAACAAAAAGCUUCUGAAUUGAAACAAUUAGGAGCAGAACUUGUGUUUGGUGAUCUCACGACCUUAACUACACAAGAAUUGGACCAUGUGUUGGAUGGUUCAGAAGUCAUUGUGAGUGCCUUGUCUGGAGAUUCAACCGUCUUACACGAAGCUCAACUCAAAUUAUUGCAAUCAGCUCAACGUGUGAAAAGUGUCAAGAAAUUCCUUCCAUCCGCAUUUGGUGUCGAUCAUGACUCUCUCCAAUAUGGUGUUUUUAUUUCGAAUGAUAUCAAGAAAAAGUUUGCUGAAUUGGUUGUGAAUAGUGGUUGGGAAUAUGUCUUUGUGAAUACGUACAUGUUUUAUUCAUAUGCUGCUCUUCCAAAUUUCUUAUUUGAAUAUCAUCCUGAGACAAAAAUUGUGAAAUACGAUGGCGAAAGGAAUACUCCCAUUCCAAUGACUGAUUUGGAAGAUGUUGGAAAGUUCACUGCUCUCGCUGCUCUUCGAAAGGAUAUUAAGAAUCAAAGUGUGAAUGUCAAAGGAGAUGUCAAGACUCUUUCAGAAAUUGCAAAACUCUUGCAUGGAAAUGACAUUCAAUUUGAAAAGGGUCUUGAUCUUGAUGCAUUGAAACAAGACAUUGAGAGAAAAUUGAAGAGUGGUAUUCAACAACCUCAAGAUUUCUUUACAAUUUUGGUGUUGCAAUUGAGAUGGAUUUUUGCAACUGGAAUUGCAACUCCUCAAAAGUAUGAUAAUUUGGAAUUGUUUAAAAACGUUCAACCAAAGAGUUUUGAAGAAUUUGUAGCAACACUCUCAAAACAACAUUAA
Naegleria lovaniensis is the source of this 957-nucleotide messenger RNA. RefSeq lists its product as uncharacterized. NCBI's taxonomy places the organism in Eukaryota, Heterolobosea, Eutetramitea, Acrasida, Naegleriidae. The coding region runs from base 1 to 957 and encodes 318 amino acids. The transcript has a single exon. The record is from RefSeq and is a predicted model, not a curated record.